Messenger RNA from Cylindrotheca closterium, 744 nucleotides. The record is from the annotation of a GenBank genome assembly. NCBI's taxonomy places the organism in Eukaryota, Bacillariophyta, Bacillariophyceae, Bacillariales, Bacillariaceae.
AUGGCCAAGAAGAAAACACAAGGAACAAAGGCUGGAAAACGAGUAGCUUCCAAGAAGCCAGUGGCCAAGAACAAAACAAGUACAGCCAAGCCUUCCAGCAACAAUAUGAACGAUUGGAUCUCGUCUCUAGCCAAAGAAGCUACCUCUUCCGAGAGCACUAAAGUAAUGUCCAAGGAAGAUCGUAUACGGAAACGUGCCGCCAAAAAAGCCAAACGACAAGAAGCACAGGAACUGAAACAACAAUCCCAAUCAUCAAACAGCAUGGCAAAUUCGAAACCAGCAGCAGCCCCAGUUUCGCAACAGAAAAUCCAAGCAGCCUUUACCAAACGCCGCAUGCGACAACUUGUGACCAUUCUCGAAACUGUUCGCAAUAAUUACAACCAACGAUCAAAAAAGGACUUGCCGCGACCCUUUGAAGCGCCAGCCUUCAAGAAACGGAAAACAAAGGGUUGGAGUAAAGACACCAUUCAACCACGAACAAGUGAUUACGCGGGCAUUGGAUUGGCGCGGGACUCCCUUUUCAUUUCCUUCAAGGAGCCCUCCUUCUUUCCCAGUCUAGAAGAGGAGUUUAAAGAACAUAUUCCGGGAUUCUUUGGCAAACAACGGACCAAGGCAAUGAAACGACAGUUGGACAAGGACAUGUUGUGGAAAAAGAUGGCAGACAAGGACAAAAUGAACAAGAAAUUUAAAAACAUGACACCUGACCAACGAGUGGAAGCAAUGUUAGAGGCGGGAAUGUUAUGA